Messenger RNA from Nomia melanderi (Alkali bee), 9108 nucleotides. RefSeq names its product A disintegrin and metalloproteinase with thrombospondin motifs 1. NCBI's taxonomy places the organism in Eukaryota, Metazoa, Arthropoda, Insecta, Hymenoptera, Halictidae. Gene Ontology annotation, cellular component: extracellular matrix. Gene Ontology annotation, molecular function: metalloendopeptidase activity; zinc ion binding. Gene Ontology annotation, biological process: proteolysis; extracellular matrix organization. The record is from RefSeq and is a predicted model, not a curated record.
AUCCGUGCGGCUCCGCGUUUCCUCUCGUUUUUCGUAGCGUUCCGCGUCGUUCGCGCCGCGUGCCGCGUCCCGUUUCGGUUGCCCGUGGUCGAAGGGACGCGCGAUCGCCGCCGGUCAACGGAGGACGAGCCGGUGGAACGAUUAGAACACCCUGGCCCUGGGACCUGAAGGAUUCGACAUCCGAGAGAAACCAGUCCACGAACCGACCAAGGCCGAAGUAGCCCGGGCCAAGUCCGACCUCGCCCAAAUCGCCGAGAAGAGGAGCCAUUAUUUUCCCAGAAUCGGGGAAUCCCGCGUCAGCGAUGCCAGUUUAAACAAAAACAUUGCGCACCGCUCGAAUCUCCAUGCCCGGACCAAGGACGAUCGCAGGUUGAACGGUCGAACGAAUCAUCCUCCGGGGAGGGAACGACACGCGUCGACAGAGACGGACAGUUUCUCUCGUGGGCAGAUCGGAGGAUCGGCGAGGGAAGAGCCUCUUGAUGGGCAUUCCGCGGACCCCGGUUGGGUAUCGCCGGUCGCUUCAGCGCGAGAAGGGAAGCAUCAGCAUCAGCAUCAGGAUCCGCGCGGAGCCUUGAGGAUCACAGGUCGAGGGGAGGUGCUCUAUGGGCGCUAGAGGGUGGAGCGGCAGUGCGGCGAAUGACCCGGUAUCAAGCGAUAAUCCUCUACCAUCGUUCGAUCUCGUUCCGAAGGAUAUGAUCGGCUGGCUGGCCCGAUGGCCGGCGUGUAACUGAACGAGGACCCCGUGCGGAUCGUUCUCAAACCAGCGCGUUUAGCGGAUCCUCUUCCUCCGCGGAGCCUCAGGCCUCUUGCGAGCUGGUCACAAGCGGCCAGGGAACAAACCUCUAUCUGGCCAGGACACAAACGCGCGCAGACAUGUCGCGAACUUCGAAUCGCGCCUCCACCGUCGUCGCCAUCUUUGGGAUCGUGCUGCUGGUGGUGCUCCUGGUGAUAUUAUGGACCUCUGUGCGCACCACCAGCAUUUGGGAGAAAGAGACUGAUCAGAGAUCGGAGCUGCAGAUGACACCUUCAAGUGGAUCGAACAGUUUGAACGAAAAUGAUCAGGGUACUACUGUUGCUAGCGGAGGGACUAUUUUUGGCCGGUAUAGCUUCAAUAAUGAAGUGACGAGGAACACGGAGAAAAUCUCGAAGGAGCAAGACGAAUUCUCGACGAAACCCGACGUCGAGUACGUCACGCUGAUGAAGCUCAGUCAGAAUCAGUACGAGGAUCCACCUGAGCAAUUUUCUACAGCCAAGAGGCACGAUAGUGGCCACUUCCGCCUUGCCACGGCGGAAAUCUGGGAUCCUCACCCCCAAUACGACUUCACUGCCUUCGGCAAACGGUUUCGCUUGCGUUUGACACAUGACUCCAGUUUCGUCUCACCGAAUAUUAAAAUAACUCACAUGGGCGCUAACACGACCAGGAGAGAACAUCCGGGCCAUGAACUUGGAUGCUUUUACAGCGGCACCGUGGACGACGAUCCUAACUCCUACGUUACUGUCAACCUUUGCCACGGAAUGACGGGCUACGUGAAAACGUCGACGGGAAGCUACAUGAUUAAACCGACGAGGCCGUGGCGGGGGAACGACAAAGAUUCUCUAGAAUUUUCGCUGCUGCACGCGAUCCAAAGGGUGAGGACACUGGCCACGGAUUCCAACCGCUUUCACGAGAACGAACACUCGUCUGCGGGCCACAACUGCGGCUUAAAUGAUGGCGGUCUUCCAACUCCCAUUGAGGACGACACGUCCGACAUUAGAGUUUACGUCGGUGGCCGUACCCGGAAGCGCAGGGCAUUGACGGAAAAAAAGUUUUUAGACGACUACCAAAGCGAAGAGAAAUACGAGCAGUUCGUUGGACGACGUUCCGAGGGUCGGAAUUUUAUAGAAAACAGCGAGAGGUACAAGAGAUACUACUCCGUGGAGCGCAGAAGAAAUGACGCGAACGAGGAGUACAGUCAGGACUGGGAAAUGGAAUCGGAUCCCUUCGUGACUUCGAGACCACGCCGAGCCUUGUCAGGUGGAUAUUUCAUCGAGCUCAUGGUGGUGGCCGACGCCGAGAUGGUCAAGUACCACGGUGACCAGUUGUUCAGCUACAUUUUGGUCCUGAUGAGCACGGUCUCUAGAAUCUAUAAAGACAAAUCCAUCGGGAACGCUAUAAAUAUUUCCGUGAUGAAAAUCGUGCAAACGGAUGAAACGUUCGGUGCGAAACAGAGGGGAAAGAACGGGAUCGCAGCGGACGACAUGUUGAGGAAAUUUUGUGACUGGCAGAAACACAACAAUCCGCAUGAACCGUCGUCGGAACACCACGACGCGGCUCUGCUUUUGACGAGGGAAAAUCUGUGUCACUAUCAGGACCAAAUGCGUUGCGACACUUUGGGUCUAGCCAAUCUAGGACGAAUUUGCUACCCAGGAUUAUCCUGCGCCAUUGUCCAGGACAACGGCCUAGCCGCCGCGUUCACUAUUGCCCAUGAAAUUGGUCACGUAUUAAAUAUGCCGCACGAUGAUGACAAAGUGAAAUGCGCAGAUUUCAAGAAGACCACCACUCACAGUAACAUCAUGUCCAGGGUGCUGGACAACAACACCUUCCCGUGGGAAUGGUCGGAAUGUUCGAAGCACUUCGUCACCGAGUUCCUCGAAGCCGGCCACGGCAGCUGCCUGCUCGACGAGCCCGUUAUAAUAAUGGAAACGGACGACGUGAGUAGACUGGCCGGCGAGGAUUACUCGGCGAACAAGCAAUGCGAGCUGGCCUUCGGGGAAGGGUUCAGACUUUGCACCCACAUGGUCGCCGAUGUGUGCAGGAGAUUGUGGUGCACCCUACCGAAUUGGAUUAAUAAUCAGUGUCAUACCGAGCACAUGCCGUGGAGCGACGGAACUCCCUGCGGCGUGAACAAAUGGUGUUACCGAGGCGAGUGCGUCUCCCGCAGGAUCCUCGAACCGGUCGACGGCCAAUGGGGCGAAUGGGGAGAGUACGGGGAGUGUUCGAGAACCUGCGGCGGCGGUGUACAGAAGAAGUACCGCGACUGCGACAAUCCACCUCCAGAAAACGGCGGCAAUUACUGCGUCGGGGUACGCGUGAAAUAUCGUAGCUGCAUGACUGAGGAGUGCCCACCAGGAACUCUGGGUUUCAGGGAAGUGCAGUGCUCGAACUACGACAACUACCUAAGGCUGCCGCACCUGGAGAACGCGAAGUGGUACGUCAAGUACAACAGAAUACCAUCGAACGAACGCUGCCGAUUAUUCUGCCAAGUGGAAAGCAAUCAGUAUUACGCGCUGCGGCAACACGUGAUCGAUGGAACACCAUGCGGCCGAGACACCUUUCACAUAUGCGUGAACGGCCAGUGUAAACCAGCGGGAUGCGAUCACGUUUUAGACUCGACAGCGGAGCUGGACGUUUGCGGCGUGUGCAAGGGUGACAAUUCCACCUGCCAGAGGAUCACCGGCUCCCAUAAUUCCACCGAGAAGGGUUAUACGCGAGUGACGAAGAUCCCAGCAGGAAGCAGCAACAUCGACAUCAGGCAGCGUAGCUGGCCGGGAUCGGUCAAUGACUCGAUUUACCUCGCUCUAAGACUGGGCGAAGGCGGCGAGUAUAUUCUCAACGGGGACCACCAGGUGAUACACGCGAGGGUAAUCGACAUUAUAAAAUCCGGUAUCACUAUCGAAUACAGCGGAUCCAACACAAACGUGGAACGUUUGAAUAGCUCUAGACCGAUAGGCACUGAUUUGAUAUUAGAAGUGUUAUCCGUAGCAAACUACUCGUAUCAAGUAACGUACGAGUACACGGUACCCAAGGCGAUCCUGAAGAGCUUCACUUGGGUACUGAGCAACUGGACCGCGUGUAGUCACACGUGCCAGGGAAUGAAGUAUCGUAGAGCUGAGUGCAGGAAUACCGAGCACAAAGACGUUGUUUCUGAUGAUUACUGUCGCGAGAAAGAAAGACCUCGCGAGGAAAGCCAGUUGUGCAACAACCAUUGCCAUCUGGAGUGGAAGAUCACGUCGGUAUCCGAGUGUUCGAAUCACUGCGGUCCAGGCAAACGAACGGUGACAUCGAGAUGUAUGCAGAUUCUGCGGAACUCGGAGUAUCAUCCUCGUCCUAUCCAGGAACAAGCCUGCGCGCAUCUCCAACGCCCUGUUGAAGAAGCUUGCACAGGUCCGUGUGAAAAUGUACAUUGGAAUUACGGCGAAUGGGACAAUUGCAGUGUCACCUGUGGAAGUGGCUUUCAACAGAGAACAGCCGUUUGCGUGGACUUCAACGGGAGACCUGUAGCCGAGGAGAAUUGUGCUAAACAGGAGAAAAUUCUAAGGAGAGUAUGCGUUCAGAGUGCGUGUCCCAAGUGGGAUUAUGGCAAGUGGGGCAACUGUUCGGUAAUGUGUGGUAGAGGCACACGGGAAAAACACUAUUUAUGUCACGUGGAUAGUCUUGUUGUACCAAACAGCUUCUGUGGUGAGCCACCUCCUAGAGAUAUACAAUUCUGCAAUGCUGGACCUUGCGAUGAAUGGCAGACUAGUGACUGGAGCUCAUGUUCAGUUACUUGUGGUGACGGGACAAAAAAGAGAAAUGUUGUUUGUAAAUCUGCUGAUGGAAAAACGAGCAACAAAUGUUCUCCUUCUGAUAAACCAGAUAAAGUCACAACUUGUGUCCUUAAACCUUGUCCAACAUUGACUAACGUAGCACCAAUUAAAUAUUCUUCUGACCCACCACACGAAGACUUUUCUCAGCAGGAUAAUGAAGUUGAUGACAGCCUCCGUAUCCGUUUUGGAUACCACUGGGAGAUUAAACCAUACAAGAAGUGCUCCAAACCAUGUGUUGACAACUUUAUGCGUGUAGAAGUACAUUGUGUUUCCAUUGAGAUGAGGAAUACAGUCCUUGAUCACUACUGUGACCGGAAGAGGAAGCCAUCUACUAUCAUCCCAUGUAACCGUCAUGAAUGUCCAAUGUGGAUUACUGGUAAUUGGAGUAAGUGUACUGCGGAAUGUGACGCUGGAUUUCAACAUCGACAAUUGGUCUGCAGAGGACCAAACGGUGACGAUUUACCAGAUGAAAAAUGCCACGACAGUGAAAAGCCACAAAUAGUGAAAAUCUGUCAGAGGAUCCCCUGCACAUCUAAUUCCAACAAUGGGAGACAUCAGAUGGAAACGAAUAUUUUCCGAAAGUGGAAAGUCUCAAAUUGGUCUCCUUGCUCGAAGUCAUGCGGUAGCGGAUUACAAAGACGAAGGGUGGAGUGCACGAUGAGGAGAGGAAACCACAGACCGGAAGUGACCGUUAAGGACGAACAGUGCUCGAGGCUUGGCUUGACCAAGCCAAGAUCGCAGAGGCCCUGCCGACGCUUUGCCUGUGACUAUAUUUGGCAGGAAGGCGCUUGGUCUGAGUGUUCAGCAGAAUGCGGCGAAGGAAUCCAAUCCAGAACAGUAACCUGUUAUUCUACCAAUCGUCAUGGAUUAUUAGAUCCAGUAUCUAAUGAUAACUGUCCAUAUGAUCAGAAACCACCUUCAAAUCAAAUGUGCAAAUUGAGAGAGUGCGAUGAUGAGUAUCGAUGGAGUCCUGGCCCAUGGAAAAAAUGCAAUCGCAUGUGUGGCACAAAAGGUCGUCAGACAAGGAGAUUAUUCUGUCACAAUAAAGAUGGCAAAAAAGUAGCACGCAUCAAUUGCCCUGAAAAGUUCAAACCACCACGUAAGAGAAAAUGUAACCAAAUAAAAUGUCAUCCAACAACUUGCCUUGAAGCCAGAAAGCAUUAUAAAGACACUGAAGAUAGAGAUUACCAUUUACUUGUGGGUAGAAGAUUUAUGUUAAUUUAUUGCCAUGGUAUGGCAACUUCUGAACCUAAGGAGUAUUUGACCUUGCCAGCCGGAUUCGAAGAGAAUUAUGCGGAAAUAAAACUUAGAAGAGUAACAAAUCAUCAGUCAUGUUCAUACAAUGGACAAAGAAAUAAUAGUUGUCACUGUGCCACUAAUAGUAAUGCUAUUUCUGGUAGAACAAUGUUUGGAAGAAUACGAAUUGAUCCUGUUAAAUUGUACAUUUUAGUGAGUGAUUAUACAUUUUCCCGGACAGAAGAUACAAAGCGUGUUAAUUAUGGUAUGGUUGGUGAUUGCUAUAGUCGUGCUUACUGUUCGCAAGGACGCUUUAGUAUUAACUUAAAUGGAACUUUGUUAAAACUAUCGUCAGAAGUUAAUUGGAGGAGCACACCUGGAACAUCAAUGGAAAUUAAUAAAAUUAGUAGUCAACAUGUUACUGGCAAAUGUAAAGGUUCUUGUGGUUUUUGUAAUCCAAAGUUCGGAUUAAAACUAGAUGUUUUACCACCUUAGUCUGCAAUGUGAGGAGUUUUCUAAUCUCUAGUUGCCUGUAAAGUAUAGCUUUCAGCAGGUGAAACUUCCAUUAGUGGAUUUGAGUACAUUGCAAAAGACUGGUUCAACGAACACAAGAUGAAAUCGACGACCUGCUGUUAAUUAGCCGAUUUCUCGACAUCAACAUUAUUCUGUAUCAUUUACUUAAGUUGUCACUAGUCUACGUGAUUCUUGACAAUCAAAUGUUAACCUUAUGUAAUCAAAGAGAUAGUUUCGAAGCGUUAGACCUGGGAAUUGCGAAAAAGCACUGACAACAAUCUACUCACCUGUAAAGAAUAGUUAAUUACUCUAUGAUUCACAUUUAAAAAAUCAUUUCUUUGUUGCAAAUAGAAAUCCUCAUAGAAUUCAAAUUUUGAUAACAUUUUAUUAAUUUUGCUUAUAAUAAAGUUUUCAAUUGUUAGCUACUAUCUAUAAUCAACAACUUCGUAAAAUUUUCGAAUUAUGUAAGUUUUAUAUGGCCAGUUUCACGAAUGAUAUACUGUUCUGGAAUAUAAACAUCAUAGGAAUGUCAGCAAAGAAUAGAAUCUUUGCAAAAAUUUCAUUGAAACUGGAUAAAAAUCAUGUUUGGUACUUAAGGAAAAUGACAGUAUGUAUGAGAAAGAAUAUAGAUUGAAAAUCAGUAAGACUAUAAUAUUUCUAUUUUUCCAAAUUAUUUACUAACUUCUUGCACAUCUGUCCAGUUAAGAGUUCCACUAGACAUAUAAAUAACUUAAUAUCUGGUAAGAAAUGCAGUAUUCAUUUUGUUUAUACUUACUGAAACAUCAUGACUGCUUGACACUUGUUGUUUAUCACUAAGUAUGCAAAAACAAAUAACUAUGUUAAAAACAAGUGAAAUCCAAAUUAGUAAAUCAAGUGGUACAAGUCCGUAAAUGGAUCAAAGGUUCAUAGAAUGAAUCACGUUUUAUAAACAAAUUUACAAAGAGAGAGGGAAGUCAAGAUAGUGGUAUUUGUUUAAAUUUACAGCAUAGCUAUUAAAGAUAUUAAAAAAAGCAGAACAAUGCUUCGAUUCUUGAUACCACUUUUUCAUGUUCAAUACAUUCAUAUUUCAAAACAAAUUAUAUAUGUAAUGUUAUAGAACACAUUCUUGAAUCUUUAACGAUACAAUUUACGAAUUGACAUUGUAUUAUAAUGAAUAUCCAAGACUUGACUUGUACCACUUAACAGUUAUGAAUUUCAAUUUUGCAUAAAUAUGAACAUGUAAAGUACAGCAAUAAUUUAAAGUUAAUUUUUUGUCCAUCCCAUCACUGCCAUAUUUUCGUGCCUUAUAUUCUAUGUCUUUAUGUAGUACCACAAAAAAUCCAUAUAUGUUUUAUAUCACUUAGGGUAUACUCUAAGUAAACACUUCUUGUAAGUAAACACUGUUUAGAGUACACUCUGCAUAAGUAAACUCAGACAGGAAUGCAUAUCAAGUAUGGUAGUGGAAAAAGUUAUAUUAGGCAGAAAAUGUGUUGAUGUUUUUAAGGUCGUUAACUUUUCCUUUCCUUUCUUAUCAUUCAUUAAAACCGCCAGACCUUGAAGUCAACAAUGUUUUGCUCCCUAAUAUAACAACCACCGUGAAGAGUUAAACACCGCGACAUUAGUAUUUUCGUGGUAUGUAGUAAUAGCUCUGGUGACUUAUAAUUUAGUGUAGUGAUUUAUAGAGACGUAUCCAGAGCUGGAAAAUUUAUAUCGCGCUUUUGAGAGAUCCUGUUGUAGCGAUUGAAUUAACUUAUUGACUUGAGUCGAUGAUAACUCAAUUAUUAUAGUAAACGACUAUUUUGUAUAUCGAUACUUUCUAAAAAAUUUAUUCUCUUCAAUUCAAUAUAUUUCAAUCGAGAAACUUGACAAAAGAAAUGCAAGACAGUCUCGUACCUUCACCAAAAUACCAAACCAAUUCUCGAGUACAAAUCUUUUUUUUGGCAGGGGUACGAUGAACUUGUUCUCAUAGAUUCUAUGGGACCUAAAAAAGUGUAGCUAAGUAUGUAACAUUUGAACAGACUGCCAUAGUUAACGUUAUGGAUUACAUGUAAUAUUAAUAGUUUUUUUAGUAGGAAGAGAAUAAUCUCAGCGAAUUCGGCCAUACUAUAUAGUCUAGAGAAGAAUAGAAAAUUACUAAACUACUAUGUCUUCCCCAUAAUUGUAUAAACAAGUUAUCGUAAAGGGAAAGUAUGUUUUGUACAGAUCUUCGUACAGCCAUAUGAUCAAAAUUUCAUAUGCUUCGUAGUAGCUUCAAUAAAGCCACAGUUUCUAUAUUUGCUUUUAACUCAUUUGUGACAAUAAUGGUACCAUGUUUGUCACCAAAUGCCAAACAACGACUGUUUAAAGAUAAAAGUAGGGUAUACUGCAUAGCUAAAUGUAUCUGUUCUUGUAUGUAUAUUACUUGUAGUCGACCGAUAUUUUAGAAACUAACAAUGUAACAAUCUCUCCAAUUAUUACUGAGUAUUUCUUUUCCGUUUAAUUGUAUUCUUUUCAUGUAAAGCUUCGCACAUUUUCCUUCAUUUCGUCAAUUCUGCAAAUUAAUUGCAAUUUGUUAUUGCCACUAUCGAGUAUUUUUAUAUAAAUUUAAGGACAUUGUGCGACUAUAAGCAUGUAAGUUACGAUCUCGGUAUCCGAAGUUCAUUUGACUUUUCCUUUCUUGUGUGUUCUCAAAGAAAGAUGUAAUUGAUCUGCAUAUGGCAAAAUAACACUGUACAGUCUCAUUUAGUAAUUUAUUAAUAUGUAUUGUUUAAUACGAUUAAUACGUAGAUUAAUACAGAUAUGAUUGUUAGUACUAGUGUACGGUAAUUAUUUAAA